CAUAGCUGUCAAUCCUUAAAAAAAAAGCAAUUGUUUGAUUGGCGUUUGCUUUGCAUUUUCAUCAUUUUCGUAAUUUACGGUACUUAAUAUACUUACAGUACACGUUUGAAAGUUAAAACAGCGUUGAAAUUAUCACAAAUAGACGUGUUACAUUCGUAACCAGGUAACAUAACCUAGAAAACCAAGCCGUGUGAAAAUGGGUGAAAGAUACAACAUCCACAGUCAACUCGAGCAUCUUCAAAGUAAAUACAUCGGUACCGGACACGCUGACACCACGAAGUACGAAUGGUUAACGAACCAGCACCGAGAUUCGUGCUGCAGUUACAUGGGGCAUCCAGAUUUGCUGAGCUACUUCGCUAUUGUGGAAAACGAGUCUAAGGCUCGCGUGAAGUUCAAUUUGAUGGAGAAGAUGUUGCAGCCGUGUGGGCCGCCACCAGAAAAGCCUGAAGAUUAAUUCUAAGUGUCUGAGCUAUUCUUUAAAAUUUGUUCAGAUACUCUCUUGAUUUAGAAUGAUUUAUUUAGUAAUAAUUUUUAGCAUAAAAACAAGCACAUUUACCCUUUCAGUGCUAUCAUCAUAGCCAUGUUGGAAAUAAUCCACUAUGCAUUGAAAAUAGGUAGUUGGCUCUAAAUGUAGCUAGGAAUUAUAUACUAAGUCUAUUUGCGAGCAAGUUUGUCGGUUUAUACAUGCAAAGACAUACUGUGUCAGUUCAGUUUAUUCAUAUAAAAUAUAUAAGCAAAUCUCGUCUACUAAACACUAUCACAUUUCACUUCCUAUUCUAUAAUAUUGUGAUUGUCACACCCAAAUUAGUAAUUUUAUCUCAACAAUGUGAAAAUUUACUGAUGUAGCCAACUUACAUGGAAAUAAUGAACAGUUCUGAAGAAACAGCUCUUAAUUAAAUCUUAUCAUAAGUAUUCUUAAGGAUAUUUGUAAUAAAACAAAGUCUAAACUUCA
Leguminivora glycinivorella is the source of this 952-nucleotide messenger RNA. RefSeq names its product splicing factor 3B subunit 5 (gene Sf3b5). The coding region runs from base 197 to 454 and encodes 85 amino acids. NCBI's taxonomy places the organism in Eukaryota, Metazoa, Arthropoda, Insecta, Lepidoptera, Tortricidae. The transcript has a single exon. The record is from RefSeq and is a predicted model, not a curated record. Gene Ontology annotation, biological process: mRNA splicing, via spliceosome. Gene Ontology annotation, cellular component: U2 snRNP; precatalytic spliceosome.